AUGCCGCCAUUUCUUUCUUUCUUCCUUUCUUUCUUUCUUUCUUUCUUUCUUUUGUUUCUCCUUAUAAUUUUCCUUUCUUUCUUAUGCCGCCAUUUCUUUCUUUCUUCCUUUCUUUCUUUCUUUCUUUCUUUCUUUCUUUUGUUUCUCCUUAUAAUUUUCCUUUCUUUCUUAUGCCGUCAUUUCUUUUUUUUUUUUCUUUUCUUUCUUUCUUUCUUUCUUUCUUUCUUUCUUUCUUUCUUUCUUUCUUUCUUUCUUUCUUAUCCUUCAUUGCGCCUCUCUUUUGCUUCAAGUUCGUUCGUUCGUUUUUUCUUUCUUUCUUUCUUUCUUUCUUUCUUUCUUUCUUUCUUUCUUUCUUUCUUUGUGCAUUUCCUUUACCUAGUUUUAACUUUUCUUUAUUCCCCUUCCACUUCUUUCUUUCUUUCUUUCUUUCUUUCUUUCUUUCUUUCUGGUGAUUUUAUUAUAGAGUUUUCCUUUCUUUCUUCCAUCUUCCACUUUUUCAAAUUCUUUCUUUACCCCUCCCAUAUUCUUUCUGUCUUUCUGUUUUUAUCCAUUUCUUUUUCAUAUCCUCCUUUAUUCCUCUUUUCUUUCUUUCUUUCUUUCUUUCUUUGUCUAUUUCAUUUUCUUGCCCGCCUUAAUUCCUCGCCUUUCUUUCUUUCUUUCUUUCUUUCUUUCUUUCUUUCUUUCUUUCUUUCUUUCUUUCUUAUUAACCUCGCUUUCUUCUUCUCCCUUUUUUUCAUCUUAUAUUCAAUUUCUGACUUUCUUUUAUUUUUCAUUCCUUCACAUAAUUUUUCUUUCUUUUUCCUUCCUUUUCUUAUAUUUUUUUACAUUUUUUUUUCUUUUUUUAUUAUUUUCAUUCUAAUCUUCAUUCUUUUUUAUUUCGAUCUUUUCUUUUUUUUUUUUCUCUCCAAUUUCAUUUUCUUUCUUUUUCACCACAUCCAUUUUUAUUUCUUUUUUUUAUUUUUUUCAUUUGACAUUGUUUCUUCUUUCAUUUCAUUCUAUCAUCAUUCCUUCUUUUUGGCUAUCUAUCUAUCUAUCUAUCUAUCUAUCUAUCUAUCUCAGUCUGUUUAUAUCUAUCUAUCUAUCUAUCUACCUAUCUAUCUAUCUAUCUUAUUUUGCUCAUUUCUACGAGGAUUGCUACUUUCAAAAUUGUUUGUUCUUGUAUGUUUCUGUUUUUUUUCUUUCUAUCUUAAUAUAAUUUUUAUUUCUCGCAUUCAUCUAUCUAUCUAUCUAUCUAUCUAUCUAUCUAUCUAUCUAUCUAUCUUGCUAAAGGAUGAUACACUGUAUUUCCCGUUCAUGUGCGGUAUUACUAAACGUGUAUCAUGUGCGUUAACAUGUACUUUUUGUUUUUUAUUCCUUUUACUAUGA
Molecule: messenger RNA, 1365 nt
Organism: Acanthosepion pharaonis
Lineage: Eukaryota; Metazoa; Mollusca; Cephalopoda; Sepiida; Sepiidae
Source: the annotation of a GenBank genome assembly